AUGGCUAUCAGAACUACUUCUCUCCUCUUGACUAUUCUCUAUGUCACGGGCCUAGUUCUAAGUGCCCCGACAGCAAGGGAUGGUUCUUCACCCCUUGCCGCCAUCACAAAGCACUCCCAAGCUGCAUCUAAGCGAGACUCGUCUGCAGAUCCAAAGAAACAUCGUAUCUUCAGAGUCGACAAGGCUCUGUGGGAAAAGGUUUCCAAGACUGACCAGCCAACUAAAUACUUCCUCGACGCAACUCUCGAGCUCCUCGAGACGAGCCAGAACACCGAGGUUGUGCCUGUCUUUCCCUCUGAUGACAAGGGGAAGUCCGUCAUUGUUGACACCAAUGGCGAUUUAAUGGCGUCCUAUGGUUCAGAUAAGUUUGUUCCUGUCUGGAGCCGGGAGAAAAAGCACCAUGGCUUCCAUCGCCACCGUGCCUUUGGCCAACGGUUUGCUCUCUUCAUCUUGGGAUUUUCUCUGGCCCUUGCCCUUGUUUGCUCUUGCAUGAGAAAUUUGUACCGUCCAGCAGAUGAUUCUGAGGAACAAGAACUUGAGCCUAGUACGGUCGAAAAGGGGUUGGAUUCCAAGAAGCAGGAGUCGUAA
Molecule: messenger RNA, 588 nt
Organism: Trichoderma breve
Lineage: Eukaryota; Fungi; Ascomycota; Sordariomycetes; Hypocreales; Hypocreaceae
Exons: 2
Coding region: 1-588 (195 amino acids)
Source: RefSeq, a predicted model, not a curated record